UCACAUGCUAGUCAAAGCUGGAUCAGCUGACACCAGCCAGCUUCUCCUUUUUUUUCUCCCUCCUCCAUCGACUCAUAGCGCCCCUUUAAACAGCACUGUUUGUGUUAUCGCAGCGUCAAAUUGUUUUAAUAUUUGAGCCGAGGAGAGCUCGUCGAUCCCCGCAGCGUACACCGCCGGAUAGAUGCUGCUGGAGUGGAUGAUGAACGGACACGCUAUCCUGUACACGGGGGUCACUUUGGCCUUCUGGAGCACCAUACUAAUCGUCGGUAUCUGCUACACCAUAUUUGACCUGGGGUUUCGCUUUGAUGUAGCAUGGUUCCUGACAGAGACUUCUCCUUUCAUGUGGGCCAGUCUGGGAAUUGGCCUGGCCAUCUCUCUGUCUGUGGUGGGAGCAGCCUGGGGGAUCUACAUCACUGGCUCGAGCAUCAUCGGUGGUGGUGUCAAGGCUCCACGAAUCAAAACCAAGAAUUUGGUCAGCAUCAUCUUCUGUGAAGCUGUAGCCAUCUAUGGGAUUAUUAUGGCCAUUGUAAUCAGCAACAUGGCUGAGGACUUUUCUGGAACGACCCCUGAGACCAUCGGAGCAAGGAACUACCAAGCAGGUUACUCCAUGUUUGGAGCCGGUCUGACUGUGGGCUUUUCCAACCUCUUCUGCGGCAUCUGCGUCGGCAUUGUGGGCAGUGGAGCAGCACUGGCAGACGCCCAGAACGCCAGCCUCUUCGUGAAGAUUCUCAUUGUGGAAAUCUUUGGCAGUGCAAUUGGCCUGUUUGGUGUCAUUGUAGCCAUUCUGCAGACGUCGAAAGUAAAGAUGGGCGACUAGAAGAUGUGUUCAUGCUGAGAAGAUAAAAAGACACUGCUGGAAAAUAAGAUUAUUGUGUAAAUACAUCGUAAAUUAUUUAAAUGUCUCUAUUUGCCUGGUAUUGUUUUUAACCACCGUGCUUGCAAGAGUGGUAAGCGUACACCCCCGCUGUCUUGCCUUGAAGGAAACGUCAAUGCCAGUGUUUCAUGCGCAUUUCUUGCUCCUGAAAUAAAUCAGUGAACAGUUCAGCUCGGUGAGCAGUACCAGCAGAAUGUACAUGUUGUGAAGGAUUUUCGAUCCGUUUCUAAACACCAGACGUUCUUUGAGAGCGGUCAAGAUAACUUCCAGCUGAAUCGCUCUCAAAGUUUAAGAAUCGGUUCAUGCAAGAUGGGGUGUUUUGUUUUUCUUAAUGGCGUCCGUCUCUGACCACUCUUGGAUGUACGAUGAGUUAAAAAUUACACUAGAGUAUUUGAAAAUAUUUGUGUGUGUGCGUGUGUGUGUAUGCUGGACACAUGAUCUUUCUUUUGUUUCUUUUUUUUUUUUUCCCUGUGAAGCAUGAGGGUGUUUACCAAUGUGUUUAUUACUGUAGCCUGGUCUGUCAGUUAUUUUUUUGUUUGUUUGUUUUUGUAAUUGUUCAUUGCUUUAAAAAAAAAAAGAAAAAGCAAGUGGUCCUUAAUCCAUGCCGUGGCCCAAAUCCAGUAUUCAUCAGGCCUCCUGCUGUAGAAGUGACAGAGAAUCUAUGAAGUUUACUGAUCUGGAAAUCAUUAGAAAGGUCACUAAGAAAGUUGCACAUGAUCUUUGGGAGGCCAAACAGUGUCAGAUCGCAGCAGCAGAGCUGCUCUGAAUCUGUCAUCCUGUCACUCAUUUCUUCCCAAAACAGAAUUCAAAUGUCUACAUUUGAAUGAGCCUCCUGAACAUAGCUGCCAGCCCCCGUAACUUCCAUGUUUUCCCUCUCAGAGUCUUAAGUAGGUUAUGCUCCCUUUGCAGUAGAUUUUACAGGGAUGAAUUAGACAUUAGAGUUUCACAGAAAGAUUCACAGAAUGCUUUUCUUUUAAGAGGAAUCUUCAUCUAAGUGUUGUGCACAGAGAUCAUUAACAAGCUCACGAGGAAACAAAGAUGAUCUUGGCUCAAAGCAGAUUUUUAGGAAAGCUAAUGUGUUGGGCCACAAGUGAACAAAGUCAACAUUGCUAUCCUCUUUCUCAAGUCAUUAUUCAUACUUAUUAUCUUGGAAAGCACCUCAGUUACUAGCAUGAACUCACUCUCCAUAGUAACUUCAUGUUUGCUGUAGCCUUACCACCGUUGUAUGUGAGGUGUUUUUUGGGAAGAUGAUCUUGUUUAGGCCGCUAAUUUCCAGUGGUUUAGCUCCCAAAACACAUGUUCAACAACUUUUUACAAAUAUCUUGAUUUUACACAAAAAUCAAUCGUCCAAUUUUCUUUAUUAUAUUUUGAAAUAUCCUGUUUUGAAUGUACAUUUUAACAUAUUCAAUGCUGUGUUCCCAAAUGAUUCCCCAACAUUCCUUUAAGGAAGCUUAAUGUUUGUUUACAGCUCUUUUGUGUUUGAGUGCAAUUUGAGUGACAAGAUACAUCUACAUCGUAACAAAGCUAUCCUUUUGUUACAUCUUUGUCAUCAAAGUUUGUACUUUCCGUCAGCUGGUAGCUACGCAGCAGCAGUCUCAGCUGUUGCGUACUGAUGCUGACUUGUAAAUCUGGCUAAACAGAUUGUUUUUCUGAACCUUUGGCCGCCAGCUGACAGAAGAAAAAAGUUGACGUGAGCGCCCGAUACAACGCUCGUAUGUAAAACGCAUUUGGUCGCACUUUUGUGUUCUUGAUGCAUCAUUCCACAAGUUAAGAUGACAGACCAUGGCUAAUUGUGAAUCGUCUCAAGUCUUUUCCUGUAUUUUUUUUUUCCUUCCAGCCCUCUUGUGGAGUUGUGAAUGAUAUAUAAAUAAACACUGAAUCUUUACAUGUGGAAACUGGAUUGUCUUCAAUAUAAUCCAGAUCUGGCCUCCCAAAGGUGCGACUCAGAGAUUCCUUUGGUAAACGAGGCUCUGUACCAAACCCCAGGCUUUCAGUGACUGUAGUUGGUACCGUGUGUGCAUUAUGUUGAUGUGAUGGUGAUCAGAGAAUAACUCAUUGUUUUUGACAUUGUGUAUUAUAAUAAUAACAAAACACAGAUCGUCCUUCUGGCUUCAUAAAUGUCCUUGAGAAAAUAAAAUUGUCCAAUCAAGA
Molecule: messenger RNA, 3025 nt
Organism: Larimichthys crocea (large yellow croaker)
Lineage: Eukaryota; Metazoa; Chordata; Actinopteri; Sciaenidae
Gene: atp6v0b
Product: ATPase H+ transporting V0 subunit b
Exons: 8
Coding region: 182-817 (211 amino acids)
Biological process (GO): proton transmembrane transport
Cellular component (GO): proton-transporting V-type ATPase, V0 domain
Molecular function (GO): proton-transporting ATPase activity, rotational mechanism
Source: RefSeq, a predicted model, not a curated record